AGUUGUAUAAAGAGUUUAACUUGAUGAUUUGAUUUAGAAGUUAACUUAGUUUUGUGAUAGUUUGAUGAAACCAUUUACUCAGUUUUAUAAUUGUUUGGCAGAGUCGUUAACUUAGUUUUGUAAAGGGUUCGGCUGAACAGUUAACCUUAAAUAGUUUAACUAAGCUGUUGACUUAUUUUUGUGAUGGUUUAACUGGGCUUUUUUAAUUGUAUAAAUGAAUUUCACUGUUUUUGAUGAUGUAAAAAGUGUUCAACUUGAUUCUCAAUAGCUGGGGAGCAGUAGAUAUAAAUUUGUUUUGAACUGUUUUGUCUUGGACUGACAAGCUCUGCCUUUCGUUUUUACUUUAGUAUUUUAAAUUAAAAUUUAGAAAAUGAUUUAAUGUUUGAAAAAUUUAAUUCAAGAAAGGUUUUACUUAAUAACCUGUAAAAAACAAACAAUUACUCAGGUUAUGUUUAACUUUAGUCAGGAAACUUGAAACACAAUUAAAACGAUUAACUAUUUGAUAUUCAGAUUACAGAUCUAGUUUAGGUAUUUCUAAGAUUCUUGAGAUUUCUAAGUUGAAUUUAUGUAUGUAAAUAAAUAUUUUGAAUGUUGACUUGUCAAUAACUCAGAUAAGAUCUUUGGUUAUGAAAGAAUCACUAACAAUAUCACGGAUGUUCUUUAACACUAUUUUUUUAGUUCAGUUGAAACUCUUCAUAUAUACUUGAAUAUAUAUUCAGAGAAUUUCUAACUCUCAUGUUUUCUAUAGUGCUUUAGAACCAAAAAUAGAUAGAAAUGAACAAGCAGCUUCCAUGGAGAAAACUCUCAGGCACCAAAUAACUCUUUUAGAAGCUACAAUAAAGGCUGAUUUGGCAGAAAAAAAUUCUGUUUUUGAUCAACUUACUAAAGAAAAAGAAAAAUAUACUAGUUUAGAAAAACAGUACAAAGAAUUAUGGGAAAACCACAUUCAUCUGAAAGAAAAACUUGAGGAAAUGGAGCAAAAAACAAAAUUCUUAACAAAGGGUGGUAACAUUGAUUUCACAGACUUUGAAGAAGCCCUACAUUUGGUGAAGAAAAAACAUGAAAACACUGUACAGAAACCUGAAUUUUUAAUGGAAGUAACAGAUGAUAGAAAAGAUGUAGAACAGCAGUUGAAACAGGUGCAAAUUGAAUAUGCAGAUACAGUAACUGAGCUGGAAAAGACUCGGAAUAUGCUACUUCUGCAGUAUAAAAUAAACCAGGAUUACCAGACUGAGUUAGAAGGAGUUAACGAGCAACAUUCCCAAAAGGAAAAAGAAUACCAGACCAGGUUGGAAGAGUAUGCUCACCUUUUAGACUUGCGGGCAACGAGGAUAAAGAAACUUGAGAAGCAGCUCCAUGACAUAGCUUAUGGAACCAAGCAGUAUAAGAUCAGUGACCCAAAAAAUGACAAUGAACUGAACCUGGAAGACUCAAUUCCACUUGAACGAGGCCAAAAUUUCUUUGAAAUUCAUAUAGAUAAACUAAAUCUAUCUAAAGAAGGCUUAGAAGCUAUGGGGGAAGAAGAUCCAGCAGUUUUUCUUACCUGGGCUUUUUAUGAGUUUGAACUUCAGUCGACCCCGGUUAUAAAGGGACCUCAACAGAAGUUCAACCACACUUCACAGUACAUUGUUCGGGUAGAUGAUUUUUUUCUUCAUUAUCUUCACAAGGAAACCAUUACCUUGGAGCUACAGAAGACUGUUGGAACAGAUUAUAUUACUGUAGCAGCUUGUCAAUUGAGUUUCAAAGAAAUUUUAAAUCAGCCUCACGGAAGACAUCAUGGUCAGCAACAGUUAAUAGGUGUUAAAGAUGGAAGUCCUGGUGUCCUUUAUGGAACAGUGAAAUACUGGAUUAGACUAAAACUGCCAAUGGAACAAGCCCUUCGACUGUAUAAGGAGAGAUCCAAGGCCUUAGGAUAUGUCGAUGGAAAUAUUUCUACAUCACAAGCAGCUUUGAAAACACUAGACAAAAGGCCUAAUCCUGAAGAAAGAAUAAAUGAACUUCAUAUCAAACUCAUAAAGUGUACGGGACUGAAGGCCAGAAGAGGAGAUAUCCAGCCAUCAGCUUACUGUGUAUACAAGUUUUAUGAUUUACCGGAUCAAGACACUUUGAUUAUUCCUGCUUCUAAUAGCCCAUUGUUUAAUGACCAUAGAACCUUUCCACUACACAUGGACAGGGAAGUAGACACUUAUCUAAGAACAAAGAACUUAGAUAUAUUUGUAUUUGAUGACACAGACCCAGAUCUGGCAAGUUAUCUUGGGAAAGUUUCAAUUCCCUUGUUGGCAUUAGCCCGUGAUAAAGCCAUCAAAGGAAUGUUUGAACUUCGGAACGAAAGUAAAGAAACCACAGGAACAAUUGAGGUUUCUCUGUAUUGGCAGUAUACUUACCUGUCUCCACCUCCAACAACUGGGAUACCCAAACCCGCAGAUGAGUUGGAAGAGGAAGAGUCAGCUAUCGAAGACUGUUCCACAGGAGAUCCAAAGAAACAACAGAAUCUUGAUAGAGUUGAGAAACUAUCCAGCCAGAGUGAAGUUGUAAAACAGGAUGUUGACAGAGAAGAAGGUUUUAUAUCCUCCAGCCAGAAUCGACUUUCCACUCCAGGACUUCAACCAUGUAGUAGGGCAACUCAUUUUCAGAGUCCAGUUGCUUCCUCAACACCAGUUAAACCUCCAAGAGGUGUCGGUACCAGCUCAUCAAGAGAUAAGAAUGAGAGAAGCAAGUCUUUUGUAGCAGCAAUGUCUGCCGGGUAUCACCCAUCUUCGUCCUCUGAAGAUGGUGAUGAUGAUGAUGCAUCUGUUUCUGCAAAGCCUAGGAUUUCUUCAGCAGAACCUGGACCUUCAAAAACUCUACAAAACCAAGCUUCACCCACACCUGGGACCUCAGAGGUCAUGUAUGAAAGUCACUUGCUUGAACCUGUAAACUCCAAUUUUUCAGAACAGCAAAUUCCAGUUCAAAAAUUUAAACCUGAACCUACUCCUCGAAGAUCUCUGAAACACACUGGAGCAUUAUCCACCAUUAGUUCAGAAGAAUCGGCAGGAAAUGGUCCCACAACACAAUCUGUGACAAACAAUAAUCUGGAAGGUCAGACCUGCGACACGGUGGUUUCAACACUUCCAGAAACAAUAAUGAAAGAAUGUUGUAGUAACCCUGAAGAAGAAGAUGAUUCUGUGGAUGGAGAUGAUGAAAGUGAAGAAUCUGCAGAGGAAGUUGUGGUGACUUCUUCGCCUCAACACCUGCUGACGAGGCCACAUGACACAGUAUUGGUUGAAGUUUCUCGUCUUUCACUGCUAGAGGGAGCUGCUAUUUUAGCUGACAAUAAUGUUGAGAUGCUUUUUGUUGAAUACAAGUUUCUGGAUUUUCCUGCAGCAGAACUAGAAACUCCUUUCUCACUGCCCAAACCUCAUCCACCUCAUUACAUCACUUUUAACUUCCGGAAAGUUUUUCAGGUUGAUUCUGUUAAUCACAUGAGGGAGCGAGAAAUGUUAGCAGCUAUGUUAGAUUCUCCAACAUCAGCGAGAUUAACUUUUACUGUUGUGAGUGAACCACCAGAGGACAAGCAGGAUCUGGAUUGUGAAGAUGUCGGAUAUGCAUAUGUAGAUCUCAGAGAGAUUGUCCAGAAGAAGCAAGAUGUUAUUGGAAAGGAGUUAAACAUACAUGAUGCCACUGAUGAACAAACCAUAAUUGGAAAGCUAACUGUGACAGUGCAGUGUGUGGCUGCUCUUGAGAACAUGAGAAGUUAAGAUGUUGGCUGCUGACUACAGAACUGUGAGACUUCUAAAACUCUUUUUGUCCGUUACAAGUGUCUUGCUCAACUAGUACUGGUCAUUAACUUUGUCAGGUUGUGAAUUGUGUUGUUAAAGCAGGUAUCUAAUACACCAAGUUAUUUAUUGAUAUUAUAACCAUCCUGACACUAUUUAUAGUUGCAGGUUACUGCAGAGCAUUAAAAAUAAGUAAGUUUAUAGUUAUAUUUUAGAGCAAAGAAUAAAUGUGUUUGUGUCUUUUCUAAUGUUAA
This is a messenger RNA of Limulus polyphemus (Atlantic horseshoe crab), 4009 nucleotides long. RefSeq names its product protein fantom-like. The transcript is spliced from 22 exons. Bases 792 to 3737 code for a protein of 981 amino acids. Gene Ontology annotation, cellular component: ciliary transition zone. The record is from RefSeq and is a predicted model, not a curated record. Lineage: Eukaryota; Metazoa; Arthropoda; Merostomata; Xiphosura; Limulidae. Gene Ontology annotation, biological process: non-motile cilium assembly.